Stegostoma tigrinum is the source of this 1529-nucleotide messenger RNA. RefSeq names its product keratin, type I cytoskeletal 19-like. The coding region runs from base 100 to 1401 and encodes 433 amino acids. Gene Ontology annotation, molecular function: structural molecule activity. Lineage: Eukaryota; Metazoa; Chordata; Chondrichthyes; Orectolobiformes; Stegostomatidae. The record is from RefSeq and is a predicted model, not a curated record. The transcript is spliced from 8 exons.
AUGGAUAGAUAAAUGAUUGAGGGUGUGCUACAGACAGACACACGGACACUUGCUCUGCUGCAGUUCUGUUCUGUGAGUUGAAUCGAGUUGGAAUCCCUGAUGAGUUUCAUUCAGGCCCGCAGGAGUGGCUCAGUGAUUCUGAGCAGCUCCAGGCAAAGCAGAGCCAGUGUGUCCUCCUCCAGCAGGGGUCGUGCAGCCAGUGUGUACAGUGCCCCAACACGCAGCACCCGUAUCUCCACCGCCUCCUCCAGCUAUGGCACAGGAAGGGGUUCCUCUUUUGGAAGCUUCUACUCUGGGGGCUACAGCUCAGGGGCAAUUGGGCCUUUCAGCAUCAAUGAGAAGCAGACAAUGCAGAACCUGAAUGACCGCCUGGCUGCGUACCUGGAGAAAGUGCGCAGUUUGGAGAAAUCCAAUAACCAGCUGGAAUAUCAGAUCCGGGAGUUCUAUGAGAAGAGGACACGGACAGAGAGCAAAGACCUGGGCAGCUACUGGAAAACCAUUGCUGAUCUGCGAGCACAGAUCAAUGAUGCUUCUUUGGCCAAUGCCAGAAUUCUUUUACAGAUUGACAACGCGAAACUGGCUGCUGAUGACUUUAAAACCAAAUAUGAGUCUGAGUUGGCAAUCAGACGUGGAGUGGAGAUGGACAUUCAGGGCUUGCGUAAGGUAUUGGAUGAAUUGACCCUUGCUAGGGCUGACCUGGAGUCACAGAUUGAAGGAGUGAAGGAAGAGAUGAUUUACACCAAGAAAAACCACGAGGAGGAGCUGAAGUCUCUCCGCCAUCAAAUUCGUGGCACUGUCACAGUGGAUGUGGAUUCUAAUCCUGGGAUCGACUUGACUAAAGUUCUGUCUGAAAUGAGAGAAAAAUAUGAACAGAUGGCAGCAAAAAAUCAGAAGGAUGCUGAGGCCUGGUACAAGGAGCAGUGCGCAAGCCUACAGCAGACAGUGGUCACUAACACUGAGAUGUUACAAACGGAAAAGACACAGCUUACAGAACAAAGACGCAAACUACAGGGAUUAGAGAUUGAAGUUCAGACAUUGCAGUCAGUGAAAAUGUCCCUGGAAGACAGUAUACAGGAAGUAGAGGACCGUUACGCCCUGGAACUCCAAAGACUCCAGGGUAUUCUGAAUGACCUGGAAGCAGAGCUAAUGAAUAUUCAUACUGAUGCACAACGAAAAUCCCAGGAAUACGCUCAGCUUCUGGAUGACAAAAACAGACUGGAGAUGGAGAUUGCUACAUAUCGUCGCCUCCUUGAGGGAGAGGACGUUCGAUACACCACAGAUGUCAAGACAGAAAAUGUCCAUGAUCCAACUGUGGUGACAACAACGAAGGUCGUGACUAUUACUGAAACAAUCGUUGAUGGACAGGUUGUUGAAUCACGUGAAGAAGUUAAUGUGAAUUAACCAAGGUGCUCUUGGCUAACAUUGCUCUCAAAAAUCCUCUUAAGUUCAUAAAAUCCAUUAGCCAUUCUGUAACAUGUUGCUCUUUGGAUUUUUUUUUCUGGUCUGUAAUAAAAUAAUUCAGAGCACCA